Leptopilina heterotoma is the source of this 1647-nucleotide messenger RNA. RefSeq names its product venom serine carboxypeptidase. The record is from RefSeq and is a predicted model, not a curated record. Gene Ontology annotation, biological process: proteolysis. Bases 73 to 1476 code for a protein of 467 amino acids. Gene Ontology annotation, molecular function: serine-type carboxypeptidase activity. The transcript has 2 exons. Lineage: Eukaryota; Metazoa; Arthropoda; Insecta; Hymenoptera; Figitidae.
CAUCAUCAGAUCAGUUGAACUUUAACUGUGCGCAAGUAAGGAUCACCAUCGAAUUUGUAAAAGUAUUCAAAAAUGAAAUACGUUGUUUUCCUUUUUUUGUCAGUUUUUUCAGUUAACAGUUAUGCAAGUUUUAUAAAUGUUUAUCCAAAAUUAAAAAGUUAUCACACAUCCCCUAAAGAAGAUGUAGGAGAACCAUUGUUAUUAACACCUUUAAUUGAAAGUGGAAAAAUUAACGAAGCAAGAGAAAAAUCGUCCGUUGAACAUGCCGAAAUAGAAGGAAUAAACAGUUAUUCCGGAUACUUCACUGUCAAUAAGGACUAUGGAUCUAAUAUGUUCUUUUGGUUCUUCCCGGCUCAGGUUGAUCCUGUCAACGCACCCGUUGUUCUAUGGCUUCAGGGGGGUCCAGGAGCUACGUCGAUGUUUGGACUAUUUUUGGAAAAUGGACCUUUCCGCGUUACAAAAAACAAAACUCUUCAAAUGAGAAAAUACUCUUGGAAUAUGAAUCACAAUUUACUGUACUUCGAUAAUCCAGUCGGAACAGGUUAUAGUUUCACCAAGGACAUUAAAGGAUAUGCCAACAAUGAGACGGAUGUGGGACGCGAUGUCCAUACCGCUUUAGUGCAAUUCUUCCAGUUGUUCCAUGAAUUUCAAAAGAAUGAUUUCUUCGUAACUGGCGAGUCUUACGGAGGAAAAUAUGUUCCCGCAGUUUCCCAUGCUAUAAAAGACUAUAAUAUCAAAGCAGAUUUGAAAAUCAAUCUAAAAGGAUUAGCAAUAGGAAAUGGACUAACAGAUCCGGAAAAUCAACUUGUCUAUGGUGAUUAUUUAUAUCAACUGGGAUUGAUAGACCUGAAUGGAAGAAAUACCUUUAACUUGUAUGAAAAGAAAGCUCGUGAUUUCAUUCAGCAGAAAAAGUUUAACGAAGCUGCUGAUAUUUUUGAUCUUCUACUCAAUGGGGACUUCCACGCAACACCCUCGCUUUUCACAAAUUUAACUGGCUUCAAUUAUUACUUCAACUACCUGCAUACACAAGAUUCUAAUGAUUCCGAUUGGAUGUCAGAAUGGAUUCAGAGAGCCGACGUUAGGCGUGCUAUACAUGUUGGAAACUGUUCUUUUCACACUGAAGAUACCAAGGUUGAAGAGCAUCUGAAAUCCGAUAUUAUGCAAUCUCUUGCUAUAUUAAUCGAAGAUCUUUUGAAACAUUACAAAGUUCUAAUCUACAAUGGUCAGCUGGACAUCAUAGUGGCAUAUCCUUUGACAGAAAAUUAUUUACAAAAAUUACAAUGGACUGGCGCUGCCAAGUACACUUCGGCCAAGAGAAGAAUAUGGAAAGUUCAAAAUGAAGUUGCCGGAUAUGUGAAGGUCGUUGAUAAUUUAACAGAAGUUCUUGUUCGAAAUGCAGGGCAUAUGGUUCCUAUGGAUCAACCAAAAUGGACUUUUGACUUAAUCACCAGAUUUACUCAUGGAAAACCACUUUAGUUACUUUCAAAUGUUGUUCAUUUUGAUAAUUAAAAAAAAUUUUGAUUAAAAUUAAUUAAAACUUGAAGUCUAUAUAUUAUCCACUAUUAUAAUUCGAACAAAUUUUUUUAUACACAUAGGUAUGUAAAUGUUUUACAAUAAAAUCAAAUAAAAUAAUUUUGCAUCAUCCAA